CCUAGCGCGGUGGUCCACCUGCGCUUCUACGUCGAAGCAGGACACCUUCUCGUGCCGUAGUCGGUUACCUUUCUCCUUGUUGCGCCUCUCCUCACCGCCGGUUCUCGCCGCCGGUUACUUCUCCGUUACGAGCAAAGGAUCUCUCUCCAAUAGUGAGCAAGGAUCUUCCCCUUCCUCUGACCAUUUAAUGAACAGAGAUUUUUUUCUUUUCCUCUUAAUCAGACCACAAGAAACAUUUCAUUGGUUUCAAGAUUUGUACCCCAAAUAAGUCCUAAGCCUCUGUUCUCGUCUAACAAUGGCGCCUUCUCCUUCCCACACCUGUGAUUUUCCUUCUUCUCCCGUUACCACAAUCGAUGUAUUGGAUGUAUUCGACAACAAUCACCAGCCAUUCUUCGUUCUCCACAAGGCAUCGUCUCAGAAGCGUGACAGAAAAUCCUCCUCUGCAUAUGGGAGAACGAAAAGAAAAAUUGAUAUGCUGCACUCUUCUCCGAUGUCAACAAUGCAAGAAGAGAAUGAUGCCAUCUAUGAGCAGUUUCGCCUAGAAGCUUUUGAAAUAACUUGGUCGAAGAUCAAUUCUACCAUCAAGGAUGUUUUAAGGGAGAUCAACAUCACUUUGUUCGAGGAGAUUCACCAGUGGGUUUUUGAAUCAUUCUCCUCUAUCAGAUCCACUAGUCUCGUUCAUAUCAUGAAGCCAUACCCAAUAGCAACAGGUGGCACAUGCAAAAGGAUUCCAGCAGCGCUGGUCUUUACAAAGAAUAUUGAAUUUGUUGAUGAUUUGCUGACGUUUCAAGAUCUCAAAGGGUACAUGCAGUCUAAUGGGUGUCAUGCAGCUUUUAUCUCGGCCUUGGAUAUGUCGACAAAGCAUGGUAUAGGAAGUUGCUUGAGUAGUUUAUAUCGACAACUUGCUUCAAAGGCUUCCGAUAUUGUUGAUGUACCUUUAAUAGCCUCAUGGUUUUGCGAAGAUGAGAAUCGUGAUAAGCCAAUUACUGUUAUAAUUGAUGACGUUGGGCGAUGUGAUAGUGCAGUCUUGGCAGAUUUUAUAAAAAUGCUAAGUGAAUGGGUGAUGAAAAUUCCAUUCAUUUUCAUAUUGGGGGUGACUACGACUUCUGAUGCGCUAAGAAAUCUUCUCCCUUCAAGUGUUAUGCAUAAUUUGCAGUUUUGUAAGUUCACACUGGAAUUUCCUGUAAGGAGAAUGGAUUCUCUAAUUGAGUCUGUUCUUGUCAAAUCAUGCUCUGGGUUCUUUAUUGGCCACAAGGUUGCAUGCUUCUUGAGAAACCAUUUCCAUACACAUGAUGGAACGAUGACCUCAUUCUUAAAGGCACUGAAGCUUGCUUGCAUUAAACACUUCUCCGCGGUACCUUUAAGUUUUCUGUGUCCGGGCAUGCUUCAUGAAGAUUCUGAGGCUUUCUGGUCUGGCAAGUGUGAAUCAUUAUCUGAAGUUUUGAGGAGCUAUGCUUCUGAUUUACCAUCAUGUCAGAGGGGGAAAACUAUAGGAAACAAUAGUCUUGUGCAAGGCUUGUCUAAGUUGAAGUCGCUGCAAAACAGUUGGAGUUCUGCAGUUCUGUGCCUGUUUGAAGUGGGGAAACUCAGCAAAAUCCAACUGCUAGAUAUUUUUUGCGAGGCUAUUGAUCCAACUUUGAAUGAAAGGGCUUUUGGUCAGCACUUAGCACCAUUGAAUGCCUCCCGUGAAACUAAUGCCAAAGUUUGUUCUGUGAAUGGUGGAUUCAUCUCUCAAGCUGUACAAAAGAUUAGGUUGUGGACUUUCUCAUUGGUUAGGGAACUUCCUUGUGAAGCCCUUUGUCAUUUGCUUGGCCUGUGGCGCCUUCAUAUGGAAGAAGCAACUGAGAUGAACAAGGAAGUUGUGGAAGUCCAUUCAAUGAUAAAUCUUCUUAGUGAUGGUCCCAGUUCGAAAGAAAUACGGACAGUUAAUAUUAACGGGUGUUUGCCAUCCUCAGAAAGGGGAAAGAGCACAACGUCUUUGAACGGUGAAGCUGCUAUGUUUCUUGUUAGCAUGCUCAGAAAAUUUUUGGUGCCAAUAGAAAGCAUUCCUUUCCAUGAAAUUUUCUGCUUUAAAGACGUUGCUUCCCUAAAGUCA
Molecule: messenger RNA, 2095 nt
Organism: Phalaenopsis equestris
Lineage: Eukaryota; Viridiplantae; Streptophyta; Magnoliopsida; Asparagales; Orchidaceae
Product: origin of replication complex subunit 3
Biological process (GO): DNA replication initiation; DNA replication
Cellular component (GO): nuclear origin of replication recognition complex; nuclear pre-replicative complex; DNA replication preinitiation complex
Molecular function (GO): DNA replication origin binding
Source: RefSeq, a predicted model, not a curated record